AUGCGAAGCUGGUUGAAACGGGUGCUGGUGAUAUCAGCAGUGGUAUUGGGUAUUUAUGGUGUUCAACAGGCAUGCCGAGAUAGCUGGUUGGAGAGGUUUCUGAAGGAGAGCAAGGUAGUACGGCCACGUAUAUAUCAAGAUGGAGAAGAGGUCGAGAUGUUGCUGAACCAGGUGGUUGGUAAACCCGGGGAGUUGUCAUAUGGAUACUAUGACUUACAAUUCACUUGCACGCCGACAAAAAGUAGGAGAAUGGUGCAUCAUUCGCUAUAUGAAGUGUUUUCUGGGGAUCGUAAAUGGCAGAGUGAUUAUAAGCUAUAUUUCAACAGGGAAAAUAAGUGCUCGACUUUGUGUUUUAGGAAAACGCAGCCUUCGGGAUUGAUAGAGGCGGACAGCUUAAUCAGGCAAAAUUAUACUGUUCAAUUGCUUAUAGAUGAGAUAAUGCCGGCGUCUAAGACGUAUGUUUCUAUGCGGGAUAACAAGAGGUAUUACGUCCCAGGGUUCCCAUUGGGGUUUGUUGAUCCCGAAACGGACGUCACAUAUCUACACAACCAUUUUAUGUUGGUAAUACGGUACAAUGCAGUGGAUAUUAACAAGUAUACUAUUGUUGGUUUUGAGGUAUACCCGAAGUCCGUAUCAGACGACCAUUGUCCUGGAUCAUCGAAGGACUAUGAGAAUUAUGCAGUCAAUCCUUCAGAAAAGGAUGUUGUUUUCAUACCGAUUACCUACUCUGUCUACUGGAGAGAAGAGUUCAUGGUAGAUUGGGAGAACAGAUGGAACUUUUAUUUAAGCGCAGGUGAUCUGGACGUUAAUAAGUCGCUGUGUUUUCGUGGAAUUAAGGUGACAAUGGUUUUCAUCAUACUGACGCUAAUGUCUCUGGCUAUCAUCGUCUCUCGUUUGGGCCUUGGAACUGGGUCUAUGUUCAUCACUGCUGUAGCUUCUGAAUGGGUCCGUAGAGGAGCUCCUUGUUUGCUUUUCUUGAAUACGUUUGUUUCGAUGGGUAUACAGGUUAUUUUCGCAGCACCUGCAACUUUACUACUCAUCUGUUCAAUGGGAAAAUUACAUAACAUAAGUAAUUUCCUGGUUUGCAUUGCUGCAUUAUGUUAUAUGACAGGCAUAUUCAUGUCUGCAUUUGGUGGGAUUUUACUGUCGGGAAAUCUUCUUGACAACAAAGCUCAAAUUAGGAAAUAUAGCGUGCUUUACGGAUCUGCAUUGCCUGCCUUAACAGUUGCAGUUCUUGUACUUGCGAACAGCAUUGCUUGGAUAAUUGAGCGAGGCAAAGAAAUGCCUUUUAGAGAUAUUACCUUGCUAUUGGCACUUUAUUUUAUGGUCAGCUUACCAUUGUCAUUACUGGGCGGUACAUCUGCCUCAUAUAAACUAAAGGACCAGCAUUUCCAGCUUUAUUCGCUGUCUACCAAAUACACUGGAACACCAGUUUCCCCUUCCAAGCCAACCUUUUGGUUUAACUUUGAAUACGAUACUCGGGGAACUCCGGCUUGCGCUCAUGAACAGAUACCCAUGUGGUUGUCAAAGCCAUUUUUGAUUACCUCAAUCAUUGGUAUUAUUCCAUUUCUUGCAAUUUACCUCCAAAUGGAAUUCAUCUGGAAGCCAUUGUGGACACACAGCAAGUCACUGUUCCAAAUUUAUGUUUCUUUAAUUAUCGGCAUGAUACUGCAGAGUAUUUUAGUCAUGGAGAUCUGCAUUUUGAUCAUGUACGUUCACAUGCAUCAUGGAGAUGACUCCGAGUGCUGCUUCGAUGAUACCUGUGUAACAGGUAGAAUAUCCAAUGCUGUCAGCUCGUGGAGGUGGAAAGCAUUCUACAUGGGUGGUGCAGCAGCGUGGUAUUGGGAGGCAUACUCUUUAUACUACAUGAUCUUUAUCCUCAGGCUAAGGAACUUUGGUUCCAUUCUAUUAUAUCUUUCAUAUGGGACACUAUUAAAUGUGUUUUAUUUUUAUUCGUUCGGUUCCAUAGGAUACCUUGCCUGUUGCUGGUUCCUAAACAAACUAACUUACAAGAUUGCCAAGAACCAUUGA
This is a messenger RNA of Eremothecium cymbalariae DBVPG#7215, 2031 nucleotides long. RefSeq names its product Tmn3p (gene TMN3). The coding region runs from base 1 to 2031 and encodes 676 amino acids. The transcript has a single exon. NCBI's taxonomy places the organism in Eukaryota, Fungi, Ascomycota, Saccharomycetes, Saccharomycetales, Saccharomycetaceae. Gene Ontology annotation, biological process: protein localization to membrane; vacuolar transport. Gene Ontology annotation, cellular component: membrane; Golgi apparatus. The record is from RefSeq and is a predicted model, not a curated record.